This is a messenger RNA of Sycon ciliatum, 1609 nucleotides long. RefSeq names its product serine/threonine-protein phosphatase alpha-3 isoform-like. Gene Ontology annotation, cellular component: cytoplasm; nucleus. The coding region runs from base 144 to 1118 and encodes 324 amino acids. Gene Ontology annotation, molecular function: protein serine/threonine phosphatase activity. Lineage: Eukaryota; Metazoa; Porifera; Calcarea; Leucosolenida; Sycettidae. The transcript has a single exon. The record is from RefSeq and is a predicted model, not a curated record.
AAGCAGUUCGGUAGAUAGGCAAUUCGGCAGCAUAAUACUCUCCCGUUUCCUAUAUCCCGUAGCACAAUUUAGGAUCUCUGCGGGUAGAAUCAAUCACCAUCUGCAGCAGCACACCAGAUCAGAGAGACUACCCGGCAGUGAACAUGGCUUUCAACAUCGACAAAACAAUCGAGCGUCUUCUUGAGGCCCGGUUCUCAACGCCCUUCAAGACCGUCGAGCUCAAGGAGGCCGAGAUCCGCGAACUGUGCACGCGCGCUCGCGCCCUGCUACUCUCUCAGCCCAUGCUGCUGGAGCUGGAUGCGCCCAUCAAGAUCUGCGGUGACAUCCACGGCCAAUAUACGGACCUGUUGCGCCUGUUCGAGUUCGCAGGCUAUCCCACGCAGCACAACUACCUGUUCCUGGGUGACUACGUUGACCGCGGCCGGCAGCAGAUAGAAACAAUCUGCCUGCUGCUCGCCUUCAAGGUUAAGUUCCCGCGCACAUUCUUCAUGCUCCGUGGGAACCACGAGGAUAAGGCCAUCAAUGAACAGUGGGGCUUUAUGGAAGAGUGCAAACAGCGCUACAAUAUGGGUGUUUAUAACGAAUUCAACAGCACCUUCCAGAAUUUGCCGAUCGCGGCGAUCGUGGGCGAUAGCAUCUUCUGUGCACACGGUGGUAUAUCCCCCAAGCUGACCAACAUGGAUCAGAUCCGGAAUAUUAAGCGACCGCUGCCUGUCCCUAGAUCUGCUGGAACACCACACGAAGUCAUGCUUGACCUCCUCUGGUCAGAUCCACACCCCGGGACAAAACUGUUCGCGCCAAAUUCGGACCGUAACGUGUCUGUUUUUAUUGGACCAGACCUGAUCGAUCAGUUCCUGAAACGCUUCAACUUGCAGCUGAUCGUGAGAGCCCACCAGGUGGUUAUGAACGGGUAUGAGUUCUUUGCGGAUCGCAAGUUGGUCACGGUGUUCUCCGCACCGAACUAUACUGGCGCCUACGACAACGCUGGAGCUGUAAUGGUUGUAGAUAAAGACUUGAAGUGCACAUUCCAGAUCAUGCAGCCCUCCCAUAAGAGCACCACCUUGGAAGCGGCCAAGGACGCUAUCCAGGCACUCAGAGCCUCAGCCUCGGGCAGCUGAUGACAUCAUCAUGUGGCAUGCAGUCCCCCGUGAACAGCGCGACAUCUAUGAUUGUAUUGUUAUUGUACACAGUCCUGUUGCUCUACCGGACUAACUCCAGAGCAAAGUCUUUUUCCUACUCCUACUACUAUACAUCGUAGAUUCGUGGGACCCUGGACCACCCAACUACACCUGUAAGCAAUAGCUCAAGGGCUCUUCCUAUGACUUAUGCGCAGUCGAUACACUCAAUUUGCCACAGUAUCUAGCUCUCGAACCCUAGCACAAUCGUUACCAUGCCUACCACUAUGGCCUUUUACUACGAAAUAGGCUCGACACAGAACACUUUGGAGUCUGACGUUUUUCUUGUUCUCACCUUGAAGUUGAACUCUCGAAUAUUUCGUUCACGAUCAUUCACCUGUUAUAUCUGGGCUAGACUUGAAUUAUUUGAAUUCGCAGCCACUUAACAUGUCUGCAUAAUGAAAAUUCCUCUGGUCCGGAAUUUUCGUCUUCAA